ACCCCUUCCUACAUCUGCAGCAUACAUCUCUUAUAGCAACCAAACAUCUUUGCAUCAAUCAAUAAAAUCAAUAGUCGAAUUUGAGGCCACCAAGUUUACAAUAUGGAACAGUCUCUCUCCCUUGAAAUUGAGCAUGAAUUUGUUCAAAACUCCGAAAGAGUGAAAUCUGUGGAGCUGCACCCAACUGAGCCAUGGGUUCUUCUGGGGUUGUAUUCAGGAACUAUUUCUAUUUGGAACUAUCGGACGAAGAAAGAAGAGAAGUCUUUCAAAGUCAGUGAAUGUCCAGUUAGAUCAGCAAAGUUCAUUGUUCGCGAAAAUUGGGUUAUCGCAGCAACUGAUGACAAAUAUAUUCGAGUCUACAAUUAUGACAAAAUGGAGAAGGUAGUAGAAUUUGAGGGACACAAAGAUUACAUUAGGAGCUUGGCUGUUCAUCCUUCCCUGCCAUAUGUGGUGUCCGCUUCUGAUGAUCACGUUCUAAAGUUGUGGAAUUGGAGCGAAAAUUGGGCUUGUGCUAAGACCUUUGAAGGACACUCACAUUAUGCGAUGCAAGUCGCAUUCAAUCCAACGGAUCCAGCCACCUUCGCUAGCGCGUCUCUUGACAGCACUUUGAAGAUUUGGAGUCUUGAUUCCUCAGCUCCAUGUUUUACCCUGGAUGGACACUUGAAAGGAGUGAAUUGUGCUGAUUACUUCAUAAGCAAUGGCAAAGAAUAUCUCUUAAGUGGUUCUGAUGAUUACACUGCCAAGGUAUGGGAUUAUCAAUCUAAAAUUUGUGUACAAACUUUUGAAGGACAUGGAAACAAUGUUACAUCAGCAAGUGCUCAUCCUGAGCUUCCUGUAAUAAUAACAGCUUCGGAGGAUUCUACUGUCAAAAUAUGGGAUGCUGUCACAUACAGGCUUCUUAACACAUUAAACUUUGGUCUGGAGAGAGUGUGGAGUAUUGCAUACAAGAAAGGAUCAUCCCAGGUUGCUUUUGGUUGUGACAAAGGAUUCGUCAUUGUUAAACUGAAUCUGGAAGCUGCCAAAUGAAACAAGAUUAAAAGGGCAAGGAAGACACAAUAAACCUCUGCUGCUGGCAAGAGGACACACAGUUAUGCUGAGCUUUAAGCUUUUAACUACACAGAGAACAUUCUAUUCUGCCAUUUGUUGUUUGUGUUUUAAGAUUUUAAGUUUUUCCCUGAAUAAUAUGAGUUUAUUGUAUACCAUAGGCCCUUUGUUCUCAGCUCCAUUCCUACUUUGUUUAUUGUUUGAAGGUUUAAUUGCAAUUUUAGUAAUGUAAUAUACAGUUGAUAUGUGAUUUUGAUCUCUAAUAAUUUAUGGUCGUUGUUCCGGUA
Lotus japonicus is the source of this 1331-nucleotide messenger RNA. RefSeq names its product coatomer subunit beta'-1-like. The transcript is spliced from 10 exons. Gene Ontology annotation, molecular function: protein binding. Bases 103 to 1026 code for a protein of 307 amino acids. Gene Ontology annotation, biological process: retrograde vesicle-mediated transport, Golgi to endoplasmic reticulum; intracellular protein transport; endoplasmic reticulum to Golgi vesicle-mediated transport. Gene Ontology annotation, cellular component: COPI vesicle coat. NCBI's taxonomy places the organism in Eukaryota, Viridiplantae, Streptophyta, Magnoliopsida, Fabales, Fabaceae. The record is from RefSeq and is a predicted model, not a curated record.